This is a messenger RNA of Mytilus californianus (California mussel), 3425 nucleotides long. RefSeq lists its product as uncharacterized. The transcript is spliced from 3 exons. The record is from RefSeq and is a predicted model, not a curated record. NCBI's taxonomy places the organism in Eukaryota, Metazoa, Mollusca, Bivalvia, Mytilida, Mytilidae. The coding region runs from base 90 to 1385 and encodes 431 amino acids.
UACCUGGAUUUCCUGGGAUUAUAUCUACCACAAUAAGUUUAGCCAUCCUCAAUCGAACUUUGAUACUGAUGGAUAUAACAUAACAGUGAAUGAAUUGUCCAAUAUUUUUGAUGAAAAGAAGAGAUUUAAUAGCAGCAGUCAUGGAAGUUAAAGUUUUCAUAGUAUUUAGUGUUCUGUUUUGUGUUGUCAGAUUUUUUCCCAUGAUAGCUGACGCAUCUUUUAUCGAAAACAAUACCAAUGAACUAUACAACAAAAAUUCAUAUCUCCACCUAGUAUUACGUCAUAAGAGAUCAGUCAAUAAUACUUCCUCAGAUGACGGAAGGAGUGCGAUUGAAAAAUUCUAUGAUGAUCCAAAUAAUAAAGCCAUGUAUUUGGUGUUUCCACUGUUCGUCCUUAUAAUCAGCACAUGUUGUGGUCUUUACUUUUGUGAUAGAUGUAGGAAGCAUUUAAAAAAGAAAAAAGCCGAAGAAAGAAAAAAAGAAAGUGAGCUACUCGAAAAUCAAGAACAAGACGAAGAGAACAAAGCUUCAACAUCUAACAGUAUUGACGGAAAUAGCAGUGAUUUGAACAAAUCAGCGCAGGAAAAUGGGGUUGCAAAUGGUUCAAUCGCAUUGGAAAUGGCAGGUGAAAUAAACCGAAACGAUACACCACUAGAAGAUGUAGAAAACAGUCCCGAAGUCAAAGCAGUAAACGCCGUUCCUAUCAAACACAGGGAAACUAGUUUUAUGACAGAUGUAAAAAAUGCAAAUAAGUAUGAUGUAGAACCGCCAUCCAAAAAUUCAUCUAGCUUGGCAUUUACUGAUGACGUCAAAACAAAUAGCAGUGCUCCAAAUGCUGUUGCUGAUGACACAUUAAAUUCGGAUACAAAUCGUAAUACUAUUAAACAUGAUUCGAGAAUAGUUAAUAAUGAAAGUUUGAAAAAAGAACAUGUCGCAAAGAAACUAAAAAUGAACGAAAGUUCAAAAGACAGUAGGGUCGUUCCUGAAUUAAAGACAGAAGUAUCAAAUAACAAUAACUCUGACCAGCAAUCUGAAGUAAUAAAACCUUUACCAACGACAAGAGAAAUACAAGUUAGGAAUACACACAGACGAGACAGUUUCAAAUCAGCAUCAACUGUACAAAGCAAUAAAAGUUUAGACAGAAAAUCUAACGGUACACGAUCUAGUGCUGCAUUUCACGAGAAAACAACUUUGCCUGAUGUUACGAAAAGUUAUUCUAAAAUGGACAGAAAAUUCACUGCACUGUCCGCUGAAGCUAUAGGAGAAAUACUGCAAUAUUAUAAAGACAAAAAGCAUAUGCCAGAUAUUAUUCCAGAUGAAGAUGAAAAUGCAGCUCCUAUAAGGAAAAGAUUCAAAAAGGCAAAAUACAAAGUUUUUAAUGGCUAGCACUAAACGUAUUCAUUGGACAGUUUAAACAAGAAAACUAUAUUCGUAACAGUAUUGCUUCAGCACCUGUGAAUGCAACUUCGAGUUGCCAUUAAUUCUGCAUUUCAAUAGUUUGUAUAUAAACUACAUAAAAUUUAGCAGAUGUAGAUUAAUGAUAGUGGCAGUCACAUAUCAAUAUGGCGUUCAAAAUUGGAAAGAAUACAUGGUCAGUUCAAAAUAAAAUGUCCAUGCAUUCGCCAAAACUGUUAUUUUGUACGACAUUAUUAUGUAUGCAUUAAAUAACAAUAAAUAUAUUUAUAUUUUUCAAAAUUUAAAUCUUCCACUCUAAAUAUUCUAUAUUGUUUUACAUUUAUAUUCGUGCAUUCUCUACAAAUUUGAUCAGAAUAAUCCAAUAAUACACCGAGAAAAGUCACUGCUACAGAAGUUAUCCUUAACAAAGUAUGACAAUAUUGACAUCGUAUCUUUAAAUACGAUAUGUGAUUUUUGCGAAACUAACAAAACCGAUAGGAUUUUAAAUUAAACAUUUGCCUUUUUCUGAUUGACUACAAUCACAAUUUUACAUUAAAAACACACAGUUUAUUUUUUUUUACAUCACAGUAUUUCAGAACUAAUACACGUAUGAAUAGAGGCAAGAAUAUUUUUACGAUAUUCAAAACUUAUAAAUCCAUAUCAAGUUUACAAACGCCCAGAAACUCCUGUGGAAUGAUAUGAACUCCAAACUGAGCGUUUCCCAAAGUCGAUUGAAAUAUUUUCUUAGCCCAACAUAGAUUUGAUUUUGUAUAUUUGUUGUAGAUCUAGAAACUACUAGCAUCUCAGGAAAAACGGCAAGCUGCCAAUAGUGUUUAAUUUUAAGAUUUCCAUUCUAAUAUCUGAUAUGAGCAACAGCCCAAAUAAUGUCUAAUAUAAAAAUGUUGAUUUAGUCAAACAUCUUUUAUGUCUAAUGCUGCUGCUUAUAGUUGAUUUUACCAAAAUUGUUAGAUCUUAUGUAGUCUAUUAAAUAAUAAAAUUAACAUUUAUUUUUGAAUCGAUUAAAGAUUUUUUUCUAAUUUUGCAAUUAUAUUGGCCAAACUUGCUCUUUCAUAUUGACUCCUUGUAUUGAACCGAUUCUCUAAAAUAAACGACCACUUAACAUCUAGUAAGUUUAAAACCGUUAUGAAUGUCAUAUCAUGUCAUUGAUGUUACAAAAGAGAGGAAAGAUACCAAAAGGAUAUUCAAAAACUCAUUAGUCGAAAAUUAACUGACAACGCCAUGGCAUUUAUAUAUCCAUUUUUGUUGUUUUGUAUUGUUCAAUUUUGUAAAUUUAUGUGUAAACGGGUGUAUUUACACAGUAAACAUUCUUCUUAUUAUAUACUUAUUUGAAUUUGAGCAUUUAGUUUACUCAGACUCUCUGUUAUAUUGCAAGCACUUAAAACUAGUAUACAUUGAUGUUGUGCUUUUAUUCAAUUUAUAGGUUACUUCAUUUUAUAGAAAUGCCGGCGUGCGGGUUUUUUAAAACGUUUUCCUUUCUGAAACGUUUACUCAUUAUUACCAUUCGUAAGUCUUGAAGACAGUCUUAUCUGUUUAAAAUCUAUGAAAUAGUAUAAUAAUUAUAAAAAUGAUACUGAAAAUAAUGAUGAUGAUAUUAAUAAGGAUUGCUUAAGUUUCGUGAAAGAAUGUUAGAUAAAUUGUGCAAGUGAAUAGUCAGUCCAAACCUUUACCAUAUCUAGUAUGUAAUUUUGGUUAGUCGAAAAUCCCAAUAUAUUAAUGGAAGUAUUGGGUCUAAAUAAGCUCGGACAGAUUAUGUCAUAUAAUUAUCAUACAUAUAUUAUCUUUUAAACCUUUUCUGUAGACCACGUAAAUGGGUAUGGAUAGAAUAUGCAAAUAAUGUAUAUUUUUAUUAAAUUAUCUAUUAUUUUAAAUCUGCACUUAAUAAUAAAAAUGGUCAGCAAUUAUAUGGCACAUACACACAAAAUGCACAAAAUAUAUAGAUUACAAUAUACCAGGAGCAAUUGCUGUGAUACACUAUUAUUGUUUUGUUUUCAAAAUAAAUAAAAUAAUCGA